Molecule: messenger RNA, 231 nt
Organism: Penicillium pulvis
Lineage: Eukaryota; Fungi; Ascomycota; Eurotiomycetes; Eurotiales; Aspergillaceae
Exons: 1
Coding region: 1-231 (76 amino acids)
Source: RefSeq, a predicted model, not a curated record
AUGUCGCGUCUUGCUAAAAAGUUCCCCGACCUGGGUACGGACGAGAACGCGAACUUGAUUGGACCUACUUUGGAGGGCGUUGGAUGGUAUCCUAAGGUCUCUGGUCAUUUGAAGCUGCUUGAUGCCCCUGCUUAUUUUUCUGGGGAUGCUUGUGGUUUGUUCCGUGGUAUCGUGGCUGCAAUGUUUAGUGGACAUUACUCUGCUGCUGCUCUGAUGGAGGAGAUGAUUUGA